UUCCAGGUAGAAGGACAAGAAAAUAAUGAACCAUUGCCAUAGAAACACAAAGGGUUAAAGGUUUCUCUUUUCUUAUUGCUUUGGUUAUGUAUGCUGUACUUUGAGUGAUUUUAAUAUUUAGUGCUCAAGAAUCUUCCAACUUACUGGAUGCUUUCAAUCCAAAAGUAGAACAUAAAGAAUGUCUGCUUUUAAAACGGUACCUAGCAUACCGGAGCAGUUGAUUCUCACAUUUUGAAUUUUCAAGAAGUUAAGCUUAAGAGAAACAAAAGUAACAUUUAAGAACAUUUGUUACUUUUAGUAGUUCAGAUAUAUUCUGAUAAAUUUUAUAAACCUAGCUUAGUUCAAUGGGUAUCUGGGCCUGAUGGAAGCUUUCCUUGGGUGAGUUAGUUUGACAAGGAGCUUUAGAGCACCUGUUGAUUAAAACUAUAACUGGUUGCAGGUUUUUGUAAAUUAGCUUUUCAGCCUGCAUGAAUUAAUAGGGAUAUGGAUUUUACUUGCUUAACUGUCAUUGAUAUAAACAUGUAUUGUCAGAAUUCACAGGCCCAUACUAACUGUCCUUAAUUUCUUUCCUACAGCAGUACUGCUAUAUGCCAGUCCUGUCUGCAUUCUUAAGGGUGCAGUUCAACACAUCCUGUGUAGAUAAUGGUGAAAAAGUAUCCCAAAGGAAAGUCCUAUCAAAGCUAGUGUCAGAAUGACACUGCCAAUUGGGCAUUGAUGUUCAGCAUAGAAAAUGUAUUAAGAAUUUUAUUUUGUCCUAAAUACUUAUGCUAUACUACUGGUAUAGCUAAUCUGCACUUUAAAAAUAGUGCUUCCUAGAUAAGAUUGUUACUAAAUGGCUGGGCUUCUGUAAAUAUUUGAAGUUAGAAUGAAUUUCAAGAUUCAAAUUAAUAUUUAUGAUGUGGGGAAAGACUUUUUGCCUGUGAAUAUCCUUAUGGUAAAAACUGUACUGCAAUCAGUUCACAGUUGUAAUUAUAACUUCAGAAUAAGUGGGGGGAGAAAUUGGGUGCUCUUAAAGUGAAGCCCUUUUAACAUGCCUCCACAAAGUAAGAAUCUGGGGUUCAUUGUCCAGAUUCACCAAACAUAUACACUGAUCUGUAUGAUAAAACAAUUUGAGUUAUUUAGGUUUACAGUAGUACGUAUAGUCAGAUAUCAUAGGCUUUAUCAGCUUGAACAAGGUAAUGUGUUGAUUAUAAAUAUCUUUCCAAAGUGUUACUAAUGGUAAAGAGAUAAUUUUCUAGGCUUCUAUUCUGCUGCUUGAAGUCAGAACUGCUGAUGGAGACAAAAGGCACGAAAGUGUGGGAAGACACCUGAUCCUAAAAUGAAUGCCAGAACAUAUAUGGAUGUUAUGCGUGAACAACAUUUAACAAAAGAAGAGAGAGAAAUUAGACAGCAACUAGCAGAAAAGGCUAAAGCUGGUGAACUUAAAGUCGUCAAUGGUGCUGCAUCCCAGCCACCAUCAAAACGCAAACGGCGUUGGGACCAGACUGCUGACCAGACUCCUGGUGCCACACCUAAGAAAUUGUCUAGCUGGGAUCAAGCUGAGACACCUGGACAUACUCCGUCACUGCGCUGGGAUGAAACACCUGGUCGUGCAAAGGGUAGUGAGACACCUGGAGCAACCCCUGGAUCUAAAAUAUGGGAUCCAACUCCUAGUCAUACACCAGCAGGAGCUGCAACACCUGGUCGUGGUGAUACACCUGGUCAUGCAACACCCGGGCAUGGAGGUGCAACUUCCAGUGCUCGGAAGAAUCGAUGGGAUGAGACUCCCAAAACAGAAAGAGAUACCCCAGGACAUGGGAGUGGAUGGGCAGAAACUCCUCGUACUGAUCGAGGGGGUGAUUCCAUUGGUGAAACACCAACUCCUGGAGCAAGUAAAAGAAAAUCACGUUGGGAUGAGACACCGGCAAGUCAGAUGGGUGGCAGCACCCCUGUAUUAACACCAGGCAAAACACCAAUUGGUACACCAGCUAUGAACAUGGCAACACCUACACCAGGGCACAUAAUGAGCAUGACUCCUGAACAACUCCAAGCUUGGCGAUGGGAAAGAGAAAUUGAUGAAAGAAAUAGACCCCUUUCUGAUGAAGAAUUGGAUGCGAUGUUUCCUGAGGGCUAUCGGGUUCUCCCUCCCCCAGCAGGUUAUGUUCCUAUUCGUACUCCAGCUCGUAAACUUACAGCAACACCAACCCCCUUGGGUGGCAUGACUGGAUUCCACAUGCAAACAGAAGACAGGACUAUGAAGAGUGUCAACGACCAGCCCUCAGGAAAUCUUCCUUUCCUAAAACCAGAUGACAUACAAUAUUUUGAUAAACUGCUGGUUGAUGUUGAUGAAUCAACUCUUAGUCCAGAGGAACAGAAAGAAAGAAAAAUAAUGAAACUGCUUUUGAAGAUAAAAAAUGGCACCCCUCCAAUGAGGAAGGCCGCUUUGCGACAGAUUACCGACAAAGCUCGAGAGUUUGGAGCUGGGCCAUUGUUCAAUCAAAUUUUGCCCCUUCUGAUGUCUCCAACCCUUGAAGAUCAAGAACGCCACUUGCUUGUUAAAGUUAUUGACAGAAUCUUAUAUAAGUUGGAUGACUUAGUCAGGCCAUAUGUGCACAAGAUUCUUGUGGUCAUUGAACCUUUGCUGAUUGAUGAAGAUUACUAUGCUAGAGUGGAAGGCAGAGAGAUCAUUUCCAACCUGGCUAAGGCAGCUGGACUGGCAACAAUGAUUUCUACCAUGCGACCUGAUAUUGAUAACAUGGAUGAAUAUGUUCGUAACACAACAGCUCGAGCUUUUGCUGUUGUUGCUUCUGCCCUAGGAAUUCCAUCUUUAUUGCCAUUUUUAAAAGCUGUGUGCAAAAGCAAGAAGUCUUGGCAAGCCAGACACACUGGCAUCAAGAUUGUGCAGCAAAUUGCUAUUCUAAUGGGUUGUGCAAUUUUACCCCAUCUCAGAAGUUUGGUUGAAAUUAUUGAACACGGCUUGGUUGAUGAGCAACAGAAAGUACGUACCAUUAGUGCUUUAGCCAUUGCUGCUUUAGCUGAAGCAGCAACCCCGUAUGGUAUUGAAUCAUUUGACUCUGUUCUAAAGCCCCUCUGGAAAGGCAUACGUCAACACAGAGGAAAGGGUCUGGCUGCUUUCUUGAAAGCCAUAGGAUAUCUUAUUCCACUUAUGGAUGCAGAGUAUGCCAACUACUAUACCAGAGAAGUAAUGCUCAUUCUUAUCAGAGAGUUUCAGUCUCCUGAUGAAGAAAUGAAGAAGAUCGUGUUGAAGGUGGUAAAGCAGUGUUGUGGCACAGAUGGUGUUGAAGCAAACUACAUUAAAACAGAAAUUUUGCCUCCAUUUUUCAAGCAUUUCUGGCAGCAUAGAAUGGCAUUGGAUAGAAGAAAUUAUAGACAGUUGGUUGAUACAACCGUGGAGCUUGCAAACAAAGUUGGAGCUGCAGAAAUUAUUUCCAGGAUUGUGGAUGAUCUAAAAGAUGAAGCUGAGCAAUACAGGAAAAUGGUUAUGGAAACUAUUGAAAAGAUCAUGGGGAAUCUGGGUGCAGCUGACAUUGACCAUAAGUUGGAAGAACAACUUAUUGAUGGGAUUCUAUAUGCCUUUCAAGAACAGACUACAGAGGACUCUGUGAUGUUGAAUGGCUUUGGUACAGUGGUAAAUGCUCUUGGCAAGCGAGUGAAACCAUACUUACCCCAGAUCUGUGGUACAGUGUUAUGGCGUUUGAACAACAAAUCGGCCAAAGUGAGACAGCAAGCUGCUGACCUGAUAUCUCGUACCGCAGUUGUCAUGAAAACCUGUCAAGAGGAAAAAUUGAUGGGUCACUUGGGUGUGGUAUUGUAUGAGUAUUUGGGUGAAGAAUACCCUGAAGUACUGGGCAGUAUCCUAGGAGCUCUUAAAGCCAUUGUGAAUGUCAUAGGUAUGCACAAAAUGACUCCUCCAAUUAAAGAUCUGCUGCCAAGACUUACACCUAUCUUAAAGAACAGGCAUGAAAAAGUACAAGAGAAUUGUAUUGACUUGGUUGGACGAAUUGCAGACAGAGGGGCAGAAUAUGUUUCUGCAAGGGAAUGGAUGAGGAUUUGCUUUGAAUUGCUUGAAUUGUUAAAAGCACAUAAGAAAGCUAUUAGAAGAGCUACUGUCAAUACAUUUGGUUAUAUUGCAAAAGCUAUUGGGCCUCAUGAUGUGCUGGCAACCCUGCUAAAUAAUUUGAAAGUACAAGAACGACAAAACAGAGUGUGUACCACAGUGGCAAUUGCUAUUGUGGCUGAAACCUGUUCCCCUUUUACAGUACUGCCUGCACUUAUGAAUGAAUACAGAGUUCCAGAAUUGAAUGUUCAGAAUGGUGUAUUAAAAUCUCUUUCUUUCCUAUUUGAAUAUAUUGGAGAAAUGGGAAAAGACUACAUUUACGCUGUUACCCCCUUACUUGAAGAUGCUUUAAUGGACAGGGAUCUGGUUCACAGGCAAACAGCUAGUGCAGUAGUGCAGCAUAUGUCUCUUGGAGUAUAUGGGUUUGGCUGUGAGGACUCUCUGAAUCACUUGCUAAAUUAUGUGUGGCCCAACGUGUUUGAGACAUCUCCUCACGUCAUUCAAGCAGUUAUGGGAGCACUGGAGGGCCUAAGGGUGGCUAUUGGACCUUGCCGGAUGUUGCAGUAUUGUUUACAAGGUUUGUUUCACCCUGCCAGAAAAGUCAGAGAUGUGUAUUGGAAGAUUUAUAAUUCCAUCUAUAUUGGUUCACAGGAUGCUCUAAUAGCACAUUAUCCACGAAUCUACAAUGAUGAAAAGAAUACCUACAUUCGUUACGAACUUGAUUAUGUCUUGUAAUUUUAUUUCUCAUUUGUUUUGUGUUAAAUAGACAGCUAUUCCAUAUUUGGUUCAGAUCUGGUGAUGUACAAUUUUUAAGACACUGCAGAGUACCGUAAAAUGGUCAGAGGCAGAGCUUAGAAAUCAAUAGCAUGAUUUUUAAAUAACAUGUCUUUGUUUUGGUGUUAAAGCCAGUAGUGACCAAGAACACAGUGAUUGCAGAGAAUAUGGGGGGAAUCAUCUUGAGGAUUUAAGAUUCUGUUCCUUGUGUUUAAAGGGGAUGUUUGAGAAAUAAACAUUUGUGUAUAAAAUAUUAAUGGUUAUUUGUGUGUGAGCAUUUUUGGGCAGGGAGACAUAUAAUAAGUCUCAGAUCAUCAAGCAGUUUAUGUACAAAGGUGGCAUAUUACAUUUUAAUUGUCUUUGUCAUACCCUAGCUUUUGAAUAAAUAAGGAACGUUCACAUUUUGAUUGUUGUGUCUUUAUCCUGAAAAAGCACUUGUUAUAAAAUUGGCUUUUGUACUGAA
Molecule: messenger RNA, 5294 nt
Organism: Notechis scutatus (mainland tiger snake)
Lineage: Eukaryota; Metazoa; Chordata; Lepidosauria; Squamata; Elapidae
Gene: SF3B1
Product: splicing factor 3b subunit 1
Biological process (GO): spliceosomal complex assembly
Molecular function (GO): mRNA binding
Source: RefSeq, a predicted model, not a curated record